AUGGCCCCUACGUUAAGCUCAGCAAUCACCAUCUCAGCCGUUGGACUUUUCUUCAAAGCUCUCAUCCGUGCUCGAUCGACAUCUUUCGAAGUUCGUAAUCUACCCAUAUUGCUCGAUGCGUUGAACAAGUCGGAUACACCGUCUAUCGUUGGACCUACUCCAGUGGUGGAUCCAAGCAACGCUCGGACGCAUUCAGGGGGAACCAACAUCACCGAGAGGGCGGACGGAGACAGGAGAAUGGUCAUUGGUGAGAGAGAGAAGGUUGGUAUGGUUGAUGUUGAUGUAGGUGCUGAGAGGUUUGGCAAGGGGGAAGGAAGGAGAAGAGGUUUGGUCACUGUGUGUAACCAUAAUUCCGUGUUGGAUGAUCCGGGAAUGUGGGCUUUGAUGCCUUUGUCGAAUUAUUUCCCUUUAUCUUCACCAAAAUGGACAUCACAGCAUACUAGGUGGACAUUAGGUGCAUCCGAUAUAAUGUUCACCAAUUCGUUUUUCUCAAAAUUUUUCACUUUGGGUCAAGUCAUAGAGACUUAUCGUGGUGGAGGGGUGUUCCAACCUGCUGUUGAUCAAGCUGUCAAGCUCCUUCAGAGUGGGGAGUGGGUACAUAUAUUUCCAGAAGGAAGAGUAAACCAACAGAGUAUAAAUCCAUCAGGAGGUUUAUUUCGUUUCAAAUGGGGUGUAGGGAGGAUAAUCAUGGAUUCUACUACACUUCCAGAAAUCAUACCCAUGUGGGUAUCACGAUUCGACACUGUCAUGCCUGAAACUCGAACUUGGCCUCGACUUUUCCCUCGGAAAGGUGGAAAGUUAAGUGUGACCAUAGGUCAACCUAUAACACAUUUGAUUCGACCUCUAGUGGAAGAAUGGCAAAAUGUAUCAAGAUCUUCUUCCGGUCCUUUGGGUAUAGGGGGUGAUUGGAAUCGAGAGAAAGGACUCAUGGCUGGUGGAAGAGAACAAGAGAUCAGAAUACGUAUCACUGCUAUUUUACAAGAACAAGUUGAGAAACUUGGUAGAGAGGUUGAACGACUUGAAGGGAGGUUCGAAAGUGGUGAAUGGUCACAUUCGACCAGUCGACGAUCGUCGUGA
Tremella mesenterica DSM 1558 is the source of this 1077-nucleotide messenger RNA. RefSeq lists its product as uncharacterized. Gene Ontology annotation, biological process: inner mitochondrial membrane organization; cardiolipin acyl-chain remodeling. The record is from RefSeq and is a predicted model, not a curated record. Gene Ontology annotation, molecular function: 1-acylglycerophosphocholine O-acyltransferase activity. The transcript is spliced from 8 exons. The coding region runs from base 1 to 1077 and encodes 358 amino acids. Gene Ontology annotation, cellular component: mitochondrial membrane. Lineage: Eukaryota; Fungi; Basidiomycota; Tremellomycetes; Tremellales; Tremellaceae.